Messenger RNA from Rotaria sp. Silwood2, 852 nucleotides. NCBI's taxonomy places the organism in Eukaryota, Metazoa, Rotifera, Eurotatoria, Philodinida, Philodinidae. The record is from the annotation of a GenBank genome assembly.
AUGGAAGUGGUACAAGUUGCUCAAUAUGAAAGUGAUACAUCGAAUGAAGAGUUUGUUGAAGAAAAUUAUAGAAUAAAUGAAAAUGAAAAACUUUCAAAAAAAAAGAAAUUAAAAAAAUGUUGGAUAAAAGAACGUACACUUGAUACUGCUGCUGAAGCAGAAGCAUCAAUUUUAGAUCAGUGGUCAAAAUACUAUACAAACCAUACAGAAAAUGGAAGAAUGGUUUAUUAUAGAUGCAACAAAGCCAAACUUCGUGGACCUCAAUGUAGUGUAAGUAUUUAUCUGCUAUACCAUGCAGACCAUGAUAAAGUUACCAUUUAUAAAACUGAAGCUGAACACGAUCAUCAUGUUGACAAAGUUCGUGGUAUUGAUGAAAAUGUUAAAAAGUGCAUAGAAGAAUUAUUUAAUGAUGGUAUAAUGAAACCAAAACAAAUUAUUCGAGCACUUCAAGCAAGAAAAAAAUAUGGUUCUCAUAAAAUUAGUUUAGGUGAAUUAGAACAGCGGUGUGAAAAUAAUAAAAAUAUUCCAACUGAUGAAAAUGAAUCUUUUGUUGUAUCAUACAAGAUAUUAUAUAAUGAUGAGGAAUAUGAAGACGAUGAAGAUGUAGAAGAUGAUGGUGGAAAUAAAUUUCGUAUCUUUAUAUCAUCUGUUCGUUUGCUCGGCAUCAUAUCUAUGUCGUCACAUUUAUGUUCUGAUGCUACAUAUAAAUUAGUAUGGCAAGGUUUUCCAGUAUUAAUCAUUGGUACAACUGAUUUAAACAAAGCAUUUCAUCCAUUUGGUUUAGCAAUAUGUUCAAAUGAAAAAACAAAAGAUUUUGAAUUUAUUUUCAAUUGUAUUCAAAUUGGAUUGUAA